Molecule: messenger RNA, 1097 nt
Organism: Panicum virgatum (switchgrass)
Lineage: Eukaryota; Viridiplantae; Streptophyta; Magnoliopsida; Poales; Poaceae
Product: dehydration-responsive element-binding protein 1F-like
Exons: 1
Coding region: 534-1094 (186 amino acids)
Biological process (GO): regulation of DNA-templated transcription
Molecular function (GO): DNA binding; DNA-binding transcription factor activity
Source: RefSeq, a predicted model, not a curated record
UCGAAUCAGCCGGGAAGCUCGGGGCGAAGCCACCUGGGCGCCCCCGGCGGGGGAUCCGUACCCUUCCCUAACCUCGUCGCGCACUAAGCCAAGAAAGCGGCUUUCCUGGACCUGAGAGAUUGCGCUCCCGCUCCGGCGAGGUGGCGAGCCCCCGUUGGCCGGGCCGACGGAAAGCUCGAGCUGUGUGUGUGUGUGUGCUUCACAGCUAAUUUUGAUCGGGCUGGGAAACGCGUUCCCGUCACGUCCCGCUCGCGGGCGUCGGGAAUGUUUUCACCAACUCCGGCCGCGCGCCGCCCCGGUUUUUUUAAACCCUCCCGGGAUCCUCCACUUGGACGUAAGCUGCCAGGACAAGCUAGUUGAUCAUCGCAUCAUCAUUGCAAGCCUUGCCAAUCUGCCGUCACCUCCGCCGCAUCAGCUGGUGCGUGACACUACUAGUACUAGCUCGUGGUUGUUCUAGCCACGCUUCUCGUGCGAGCGCUGGUGGUGCAAUGUAGUGGGCGUGUCGUGCUGGUCGGAACUUGGAAGUGAUCGUGAUGGAGCAGCAGCGGAGGCCGGAGGAGCAGAGGGCGGGGCGGCGCGCGCGGGCGGUGACGCGGCACCCGGUGUACCGCGGGGUGCGGCUCCGGGCGGGGAAGUGGGUGUCAGAGAUCCGCGAGCUGCGGAAGCCGAGCAGGAUCUGGCUCGGCACGUACCCGACGCCCGAGAUGGCCGCCGCGGCCUACGACGCCGCCGCGUCGGCGCUGCGGGGCGCCGGCGCCGCGCUCAACUUCCCCGACGCGGCGCGCUCGCUCCCGGCGCCGGCCUCCGCGUCCCCGGAGGACGUCCGGGCCGCGGCCGCCGAGGCGGCGGCGGCGAUGGACGGCUGCCUCCGUCAUCGCGAUGAACCGCGCGGCGACGGUGGUGGCGGCGGCGGCGGCGGUGCGGACGACGCCGUGGCGAUCGUGGACGAGGACGACCUUUUCGAGAUGCCGCGGCUGAUGAUGAGCAUGGCGGAGGGGCUGAUGAUGAGCCCGCCCGUGCUGGGCCCCACGGCGGCGGCGGUGGCGUCCAUGGACGCCGAUGAGGAAGGCGUCAGCCUGUGGGAUCACUCUUGAUGC